This is a messenger RNA of Penicillium canariense, 4749 nucleotides long. RefSeq lists its product as uncharacterized. The coding region runs from base 1 to 4749 and encodes 1582 amino acids. Lineage: Eukaryota; Fungi; Ascomycota; Eurotiomycetes; Eurotiales; Aspergillaceae. Gene Ontology annotation, biological process: regulation of ARF protein signal transduction. The transcript has 5 exons. The record is from RefSeq and is a predicted model, not a curated record. Gene Ontology annotation, molecular function: guanyl-nucleotide exchange factor activity.
AUGCUCGAUCCUACCAUGCCCGAUCCUCUCCCCAUUGCCAUCGACCCGGUGGCCCUGGUGACUACAGAAUGUAUCACGGUCACCUCGUCCAUGCGGAAGCAUGCCCGCUGGGCGCACUCCUCCGUCUCCGCCAUCUUGGGCGGCAAUGGAGGCUCCCGCGUCUACGAACGAGAUACCUCAGCGCCGCCUAGUCCGCGCAAGAGCGGGCAGUCGACUCUUACCGGCGAUGAGGAUCAUGCCCUGGCCAAUCGAUGGGGCUUGCGGGGGAAGAAGGGCAAAAGCAUGCAGGACAAUCCUUUGAUAUCAGCCUUCACCCGCCUGCGGAGUGAUCUCAAGGGCUGCAAAGAUAUCCGGACCUUUGAUACCCCAGCGCUCCUUCAUCCAUUCCUACAGGUCAUCCGAUCCUCCUCGACCUCCGCCGCGAUCACCUCCCUCGCAUUGAUCGCCAUUACCAAGUUCUUCUCUUACAAUAUUAUCAACCGAGACUCCCCCCGCCUCCCGAUGGCCAUGCAGCUUCUCUCAGCUGCAAUUACACACUGUCGAUUCGAAGCGAGCGAUUCAUCGGCAGACGAGAUCGUGCUACUAAGGAUCCUGAAGUUGAUGGAGGGCAUGUUGUCUCGACCAGAGGGCGAGCUUCUGGGCGAUGAGAGUGUUUGCGAGAUGAUGGAAACGGGGUUGAGCAUGUGCUGUCAAGGACGCUUAUCAGAGGUGCUGCGGAGAUCCGCGGAGAUGGCCAUGGUCAACAUGUGCCAAGUCAUAUUUAUGCGGCUGUCACACCUCGAUCAAGAAGUGCCUCCAGGACCCGACCCGUUUGCGGGUGAGAGUAUAAAGAAGGACGCGUCGACCUUGAAAAUGGAUCCAUCUGUGAAUGGCGAUACCGUGGCAUCCCAGCAUCAGUCCGCGAUGAGCUCUGACACGGCAGCCGCAGAGCGAGACAACACCAGUCGAGAGGGUUCUCCCGAACAGGCAGGUAUUGGGGCAGCUGAAGCUGCACCACCGCCCAACCCGCAGGAUGACAGUGAGAGCGAAGUUCAGCCUUAUUCCUUACCCUCGAUCCGGGAGUUGUUCCGCGUCUUGAUCGAUCUCCUCGAUCCUCACAACCGUCAACACACCGAUACCAUGAGAGUGAUGGCCUUGCGCAUCAUUGAUGUUGCUUUGGAAGUAGCCGGUCCGUCUAUUGCCCGACAUCCUAGCUUGGCUGCUUUGGCUGAGGAUGACCUCUGCCGCUAUCUAUUCCAAUUAGUCCGCUCUGAACAGCUGGCUAUCCUCACUGGAUCCCUCAGAGUCGCUGGUACAUUAUUGUCAACAUGUCGCUCUGUGUUGAAGCUGCAGCAAGAACUCUACCUAUCAUAUUUGGUGGCUUGUCUUCAUCCUCGUGUGGAAAUUCCCCGAGAAGCAGGCAUCGACCCAUGUCUUUACGAGGGUGUACCGCAGGCCCCGAAAUUGGUUAAGCAGUCGUCAUCUCAGACAAAUAGUGGGCGAUCAACCCCAGUCCCAGUCAAGGAUCGACAAAAGCUCGGACUUGAAGGUGGAUCUCGAAAACCCGAAGCUCGGGAGGCCAUGGUAGAAAGCAUAGGAGUCCUGUCCCGGAUCCCUAGUUUCAUGGUCGAACUUUUUGUUAAUUAUGACUGCGAAGUUGAUCGUGGUGACCUGUGUGAGGAUAUGAUCGGGUUGCUUUCUCGCAAUGCUUUUCCAGACUCUGCAACGUGGAGUACGACAAACGUACCCCCGUUGUGUCUCGAUGCUCUGCUUGGUUAUGUGCAGUUUAUUUACGAUCGUAUGAACGAUGAGCCAGUACAAGGAGAUUAUCCUCCGCCCGAUCAUCUUCGGAAUCAGCGGAAGACAAAGAGGAUUAUCAUCAAGGGAGCGCAGUUGUUCAACGAGGACCCCAAAGCCGGAAUUGCCUACCUUGCAGGCCACGGAAUCAUCGAAGACGCAAAAAACCCUGUGCUUGUUGCCCGGUUCCUAAAAGGGACGGGGCGCUUGUCAAAGAAAGUGCUUGGAGACUUCAUCUCUAAACGAGACAAUGAAGAAUUGCUGGGAGCGUUUGUGGACCUCCUAGAUUUCUCGGGGAGAAAUGUGGUUGAAGCACUUCGAGAGCUGCUCAGUUCCUUCCGUUUGCCUGGCGAAUCGCCCCUGAUUGAGCGAAUUGUGACAACCUUUGCGGAGCACUACACGGAGAAAGCCAAGCCAGAAGGAAUUGCGGACAAGGAUGCUCUUUACAUCCUAACCUACGCCAUCAUCAUGUUGAACACGGAACUCUACAACCCCAACGUCAAGUCCCAAAAUCGCAUGUCUUUCCCCGCUUUCGCCAGGAAUCUGCGGGGAGUCAAUGGAGGUGGUGACUUUACAGAAGAAUUCCUUCAGGCAAUCUACGACUCCAUCAAAGAAAAUGAGAUUAUUCUGCCUGAUGAGCACGAAAACAAACACGCGUUUGACUAUGCUUGGAAGGAGUUACUUCUGAAGUCGUCUACCGCCGGUGAAAUGGUGGUGGGUGAAACCAAUGUCUACGAUGCAGAGAUGUUUGAAGCAACUUGGAGACCGGUUGUGGCUACACUCUCAUACGUGUUCAUGUCCGCCUCGGACGAUGCUGUUUACUCUCGUGUGGUGAAUGGAUUCGACCAAUGUGCUCAAAUUGCUGCUCGGUAUGGCCUGACGGAGUCAUUUGAUCGAAUCGUCUCCUCCCUUGCCUCUAUCAGUACUCUCGCGACGGGUAAGCCUCCAAGCACUGCGCUCAACACCGAAGUGCAAGCAGGCAAGAAGAGCGUGAUGGUUAGCGAAUUGGCCGUGAAGAUCGGAAGGGAUUUCAGAGCGCAGUUGGCUACUGUGGUCUUGUUCCGGGUUUUGGCAGGCAACGAGUCCACCCCCAAGCAAAGCUGGGAGCACAUUGUGCGAAUUCUCAGCAACCUUUUCAUCAACUCCCUUAUCCCGCCAUUUGAUUCUAAGCUGACUGCCGAGCUGGACAUCUCUCCAAUUCCCCUGCAGCCGCCAUCCCAGGUUGUUGAACGAGAUGCACGCGGCAACGAAACUGGCUUGUUAUCUGCUUUCACGUCCUAUCUGUCAAGCUAUGCAGCCGAUGAUCCUCCAGAGCCAUCCGACGAGGAGCUUGACAACACUCUUUGCGCCGUGGAUUGUGUUACUGCAUGCUCUAUCCCUGAAAUUUUGACCAAUAUCAAAUCACUACCCCUGUCUUCGUUGGAAUCGCUUGUAGGGGCCCUGUUAUCCCAACUUCCUGAAGAGAACGCGCCUGCCGUCAUUGUUGUGAAGCCAGAAAGGCCGAGCCACGUGUCAAGGCCGACGAGCGCCAGGGUUGACCCCAAUCGGCCUAAAUACGAUCCCUCGAUGAUCUUCAUUUUGGAGCUGGCAACCGUUCUCACCCUUCGUGAUGACAAGACCCUCGAAACCCUCGGCGAAACGUUGGCGACUACGCUCCAAACCUUGGUUCGCGAUGCAAAGAACCUUCAUCCACUGACAGUAUCUCGUGUUGUGUCUUACCUGCUGAACCUGCUGAGACUAAGCCAUGAUCAACAUUUCCUGCGAGUACCUGUCGUGCUCCACGCGAUUUCUGGGUAUGAUCAAGAUGUAUUGGACACCGUUGCCGUGCCGACAGUGAAGGGCCUUGCACGAUGCAUUGCUCACACCGGCCGUCUGAGAAAUGAAAUUACCAUUUCUCCAGACUUCUGGUCCAUUUUGCAACGGCUACACCAGCACGAGGAGGCCGCUCCGCUAGUCUUCGAGCUCCUUCAAAGCAUUAUCGACUCUAUGCCUGACAUUGUCACGGCCGACAACUACGAAUCCGCCGUUGCUCUAGCGAAUGACUUUGUCAGUGCAGGGCAUGUGGGGUCUAUCGACGAGCGUCAGAGAGAUGCUCAGGGUCGACGAGCCAAGGGUGUCAAACAAACCAAAUCCAGUGAGAACCAGGUCGUCGCUCGCGGCAUCAAAGCUAUUGGGUUGAUAUAUCACCUUACUGGGCGAGUGCCCACGCUUAUCAAGCAGUCCCACCUCGAAGAGCGUGAAGCCUGGUCUGCAUACUGGUCUCCUAUUUUCGAAUCCCUUCGUGGCCAGUGUACCAAUCCAUGCCGUGACAUCCGACACCAUGCCAUUUCCACUUUGCAACGAGCCCUCCUGUCAGCUGAGUUGAUCUCUGGCGACGACCAGGAGUGGGCCACCAUUUUCGACGAGGUUCUUUUCCCGCUCAUCCUGCGCCUCCUCAAGCCAGAGGUUUAUCACUCUGACCCCUUUGGCAUGGGUGAGACUCGAGUGCAAGCAGCGACAUUGGUCUGCAAGAUCUUUUUGCGCUUCCUUGACCAACUUCCCAAUCGGGAAGGCAUGCUUCCUCUUUGGCUCCAAAUUUUGGAUAUCCUCGACCGGAUGAUGAACAGUGGCCAGAGUGACAGCCUGGAAGAAGCCAUUCCUGAAAGCUUGAAGAACAUUCUCCUCGUCAUGGCUGACGGUGGCUACUUGGUGCCCCCAUCCCACGAUCCCAGCAAAGAGGAGAUGUGGGUGGAGACUCGGAAGCGCCUCGGUCGAUUUUUGCCGGACUUGUUCGUCGAGAUUUUCCCCGAUGCAGCCAAGGAGUCCGAGAGUCCUCGGCCAGGCUCCGCAGCUCCAUCGCCACCCCAGCCGGCCAGCGAUGCUGGAAGGACGAGCGAAGAAACUGCGCCGUCGCCGCAUGAUGCUGGGGGCGAUGCCACGGAAGCCGACCCUGCCGAUGCUCAACCUGCUCCCGAGGGAGCUGCCUCAUCAUAG